Quercus lobata is the source of this 570-nucleotide messenger RNA. RefSeq lists its product as uncharacterized. The transcript has 2 exons. The record is from RefSeq and is a predicted model, not a curated record. The coding region runs from base 1 to 570 and encodes 189 amino acids. Lineage: Eukaryota; Viridiplantae; Streptophyta; Magnoliopsida; Fagales; Fagaceae.
AUGGAUGCCAUGAACCGGGCCUUACGAAGAGCUGCUCAGUCACCAUUCUCAAAUGAAAUUGAACAGGCCCUUAUGCUGAGUCGAUUUACAUGGCCACCAUUCAAUUCCUAUGACGAGAAAAUGGACCCUGUGGAGCAUGUCAGUCAUUAUAUCCACAUGAUGUCCUUAAAUGCACAUAAUGAUGUGCUAAUGUGUAAGGAGUUCGACGCUAAAUUCGUGACGUACAGCCGAGUGCCGCAACCGGUGGAUGCGCUACUUUCCAUAAAAAUGAGGGUCGGUGAAACCCUUCGGAGUUAUGCCAGUCGAUAUUGGGAACUAUACAAUGAGAUCGGUAGGGGAAAUGAGAAGAUAGUGGCAAACACCUUCAAGAUGGGGUUGCCCGAGGGUUCUGAACUACGGGAGCUGCUGACAAAAAAACCUCCCGAGGAUAUGAGGCAACUUAUGAGGCAUAUUAAGGAGUAUAAGCGUCUCGAAAAUGAUCAGCUACAGAAUAAGAAGAAGGCCCCAUUACUCGGUAGAUCCCGACAGGGCAUUAUUCCGACAAGACCAAAAAAGGAUUUCAGGAUGUAG